Molecule: messenger RNA, 681 nt
Organism: Paramecium tetraurelia
Lineage: Eukaryota; Ciliophora; Oligohymenophorea; Peniculida; Parameciidae
Exons: 4
Source: RefSeq, a predicted model, not a curated record
AUGAGCUUAAACUUUAAAUUUGAGAACCCAAAAGAUGUGUCUCCCAUUUAUUAAAAACCACCUACAACUUAAUAGAUAAAAACAUCCACAGCUUUUGGAUAACCUGGAGCCUUUGAAGAAUUUGAGUAAUUUGGUAAGGUGUAAAAGACUGAAAAUCCAUUUGGUGAUUCCUUUUAGGUUUCUGGAUUCUCUUCAGCUGAGACUACUUAAACAGUUGAAAAAUAAGCAAAAAUUGAUCUAUUGAAUAUAGAUGAAGAUGCACCACAAAAAUAACAAACAGUAGAUGUAGAUCCGUUUUAAUAGAAUUCUUAAUAAACUUAAUAAACAGGGGUAUUUGAUGCUUUUGCUACUGGUUGGAAUUAACAAUAGCCACAAUAGCCGUAAUAAAGCUUCAUUUAAUCAAAUAAAAGUUCACAGCCAUUUGAUGCCUUUAAUUUAGUUGGAUCAGUAGGACAAAUUGGAUAAGUACCUCCAUAGUAAGGGUUUUCAAAUCAAUAAGGUGGAGUUCAAGCCUUUGAUUAACGAUUUCCACAGCCCCAAAAAUAAGAACAAUUAAAUAUCCUAAAUCUAUACGGGAAUCAACAACCUGUAGUUGGUAAUUUGGCUUAUUCAGCAUUUCCUUAAGUUUAUACAUAACCAAUGGUUUAAUCAUAGCCAACACCAUUUGAUCUAUUCAGAUGA